CAUGCGCACAUCUCCACCCUGCCGCUGGAGCCGGCGCUUCUGAGGACUCAACGGUCCACAAUGUCCGAGCUACCCGGAGAAAGCAUGAUCCCGGACCUGAGCCCCACGAACGGCGUCGGCGACGUCCUGCAGGCAGGAUUUGGCGGAGGCAAUGGGGUCCCCGGAGCCCAGGAAGACCCGCUGGCCAGAGCCGCCGGGCCCAUGGCGCGGGCCCCGGGCCUGGCUCCCGGGCAGUUCCCCGGCGUGGCGGGCCUGAUGGCGAUACCGCACGUCCACGCGCCGCUCCUCCUCCUCGAGCUGUACGAGCAGCGGAUGUUCCAACACUAUCUGCACACCAACCCCCUGAUCCCCACCAGGAUACUCCACGACAUCGAGGAACGCCGCCGGCUGUUCGUGGAGGGCUGCAGGGCUCGGGAGGCGGCCUUCGACGCCAACCCCCUGCAGUUGGACUCGGUCGCCCGCGCCUUCACGCUGGCGCUCGCUGCCCUCGAUGCCCGCGGCCCCACGGCUGACUGAGGGGCGGCCUUCGCCUAGAAUCCCCAGCCCUCAGGAGGGAGGAGGCGGAGGAUCGGGACUGCAGGGGCAUCCUCUGCCAUGUAGGGAGUUGGAGGCCAGCCUGGGUUACAGGAGACUCUUGUCUUUUAAAGAUAAAAAUAUUGGUGGCCAGGAAGUCAGGUGACUCUUAGGAUCAGGGGCAAAGGUCAUGAGGUGGGAAAUCCAAGCCAGAAUCCAGCCCUGGGCAGGGUGGAAUGAAGCAGGCCCAGAAAGAGAUGGGCACUUGAGGCUUGAGGCUGACCAGCAAAGAGGACUCUUCCGACCUCCACCUGGUGACUGUCAGCAAUCUCCCCCUCCCCUGCAUUUGUUGCAAAUCAGGGUUGCUUCCCUGUGAAGGACGAUGGUUUUGCAAAGAUGGAAGUCUAAGAAUUACCAAUGAAAAGGACCACAGAAAUGAACGGAGAUGCGGGAAGAGAGCAGGGAAAUGUGCCAAUGUCUCAUUAUUUCUUGGGUUUGAUGUUCUGUAGACAAGCUGUAAAUAUUCAGAUAGGGAAAAUCAUGUAUGUGUUGUGAGAUGAGUAUUUUUUCAAGACCUUGUGUGAUUGUAUCCAUGUGGAAAUAGAUGUUAAUAUUUAAAUGAUACAGA
Mastomys coucha (southern multimammate mouse) is the source of this 1141-nucleotide messenger RNA. It is a transcript of the gene Eid2b, whose product is annotated as EP300 interacting inhibitor of differentiation 2B. Gene Ontology annotation, molecular function: transcription corepressor activity. Gene Ontology annotation, biological process: negative regulation of DNA-templated transcription. Gene Ontology annotation, cellular component: nucleoplasm. The transcript has a single exon. Bases 61 to 516 code for a protein of 151 amino acids. NCBI's taxonomy places the organism in Eukaryota, Metazoa, Chordata, Mammalia, Rodentia, Muridae. The record is from RefSeq and is a predicted model, not a curated record.